CCAAGUUUAUGCCCUUUUCUUGCUCUGAUUUUUAGUGUAUUCUGUGCCUUUUACCCCGGAUUCUUUGCUUUGUUUCAUGCAUCAUUGAUGAAAUCAUGAAAAUAGAUACUUACUAACUUUAUUAAGCAAUCAAGACAACAAAGAUCCUAGCUUUAUUGCAAAAUCUUGUUCGCAUUCCUCCAAAUUUUUAACCGUAAUUAAAUGAGUUCUUGGGUGUUGCUGACAAGGCCCAAGCGGAUUAUCGCAGUCUCUUCAGCUCAAAAUCUUAACCAGCGAUUGAUCUUCACAAAAUCAAACAACCCUCGUCCCUAUUCAACAUCAGGAGAUUUAUCAAAGAAAGGGUUCCGUUACAAUGGUAAUGGGAGUGGAAAGAAAGCUGGAAUUUCUGUUCUUGAGUCGCUAUUGAGGUCACUCUUUCCUGGGUUGGUUGUGGUUGGUUCAAGUUUAGGCCUUUAUUACGGGUAUGGUAUCUCUGGCAGAGAUUCGCUUGUGUGUUUUGCUGAUUCUGGAGCCAGGGCAGUAGAAAAUGCUGAAGAUCAGCCUAAGUUCAUAUUCAAAGAUACUUAUAGAAGAAAGGUUUUCUUCAAGUAUGAGAAACGCCUGAGGUUGCAGAGUCCCCCUGAGAAGGUGUUUGAGUACUUUGCAUCAUUCCGAUCACCUUCUGGGGAGGUUUUCAUGACACCAACAGACUUGAUGCGAGCAGUUGUUCCUGUAUUUCCUCCAUCAGAAGCAGCUUCUGUUAGAGGAGGGUAUCUAAAAGGGGAGAAGAAUAUUCCAGGGGAAUUAUGUUGUGCUCCUUCCGAGUUUUUCAUGCUUUUCGACACCGAUAAUGAUGGACUUGUAUCAUUUCCAGAGUACAUCUUUUUUGUGACAUUACUCAGCAUUCCAGAAUCAAGUUUCGCUGUGGCAUUUAAGAUGUUUGACCUUGACAAUGAUGGAGGAAUUGACCGGCAGGAGUUCCAGAAAGUGAUGGCUCUGAUGAGGACACAUAACAGGCAAGGUGCUCGCCAUAGAGAUGGACUGAGAAUUGGAUUGAACGUUUCGGGUUCUGUUGAGGAUGGGGGGCUACUAGAGUACUUCUUUGGCAAAGACGGCAAAGGGCGUCUUGAACACGAAAACUUUGUCCAGUUCUUGAGGGAUCUGCAUGAUGAAAUAUUGCGGCUGGAGUUCGCACAUUAUGACUGCAAAUCACAGGGAACCAUUUCUGCUAUAGAUUUUGCAUUGUCAAUGGUGGCCUCUGCUGACAUUAGCCAAAUCAACAAGUUUCUUGAUCGUGUUGAUGAGCUGAACAAUGAACCAAACCUCAGAGACAUCCGCAUCACAUUUGAGGAGUUCAAGAAUUUUGCAGAACUACGCAAACGUCUCCGUCCAUUUUCACUGGCUGUCUUCAGUUAUGGUAAAGUAAAUGGACUAUUAACCAAGCAAGAUUUCCAGAGAGCUGCCAGUCAAGUAUGAUUAUCUCAUCUAAACCUUUCCUUUACAUAACACUCAUUUCUGGUUCAAUUUGAAAAGUUGGCGUUGAUACUUUGUGUUUGGUAAAACAGGUGUGUGGGAUUCCACUGAGUGACAAUGUUGUGGAGAUGGUUUUUUACAUAUUUGAUACAAAUCAUGAUGGAAAUCUUAGCUCAGAUGAGUUCCUAAGGGUAUUACAAAGAAGAGAGAUGGACAACUUACAGCAGAGGGAUGGGAGUAUGAAAGGUCUGAUUUCUUGUUGGUUGGAUUGCACCAAGAAAGGCCCUUCUUCCAACUUUGUUCUAUGAUGCUCCUUUUGGCUUUAUGCAACCGGGGCCGCCGGACUACUGACUUGAGCAACUGAAUAUGUUGAAUAGGAAACAAAAAAUUGUACAAAGUAAACCUGGUUUUGUUCCUUGGAUUUAUCAUUAGAUAUGCUUUCAUGGUAGCAGAGAAAUCAUGCUUUAGUUAAUGGCAGAAUUUGGCCUCUCUUUCUAUAUAUGCGAAAAGAAUCACCUGGAUAUGGCGGCUGCAAAACUGAAUCAUACCAUUCUUAUGACUAGAUAUGAUCUCUUUGCCCAAACAAAAAGACUAGAUAUCAUCUCUGCUUUUUCUUUUUUCUUUUGUUUUGUUAAAUUUUAUCAAGUAAUUACACCCAAAGCUACUUAUAGCCAUUGGUGCUUCUUCUUUUCUAGGGAAGUCCAUAGAUAAAAUCAAACACUAAUAACACACCCAAGUCAGUCAGGACAGGACAACAAAAUACCAUAAUUUUCUACUGAUAAAAUACAAAGAAGAAUGCUCAUAUUAGGAAAAAAAAAAAAAAACAGGUGGCAAUUAAAUUACAACAAAUUAGGAAAAACUUCAAUACAGGAAGACACUCAAGUCAUCAUCGUCUCUGAUUAACUCUAUUGAGAUGGGAUGCAAGAGCAUCCCUGAUCUUCUGUCCAGUCUCAUCUCCAUCUCCAUCAAAUACUGGAAACUCUUCAUCUCUUGAAAAAUCCACAUCCUCGACUUGCACUUGCACUGGCUCGCUGCAUUUGAUCAGGAAAUUCUGCAGCAGACAACAAGCUACUAUGAUAAAAGGAAAAGCCUCAAUGCACUCUUCAUUCCAUUUCUCCGUCACAAGUUUCCAUCUUUUUCUCAGCUUCCAAAACGCCUUCCUCACCAGCUGAACUCCGACCUCAUGCACCUUGUUAAAUGCUGUCUUGGAAGAAUUCAACUCCUGAUGUUCAUCAAAGUCUCUGUAAGGAGUUAAAAGCCAAGGCAUGAUUGGGAAACAGGACUCUCCUAGAAUGUAUUGUGGGAUUGAAUUUCUAUCACUGAUUUCAAACGAUGGUCCAUUCAAGUACUCUUUGGAUUCCUCUAUACCCGCGAAAAGCUUCGAUUUCCGAAGGAUAUUUUCCGGGCUCACAUUACUCGGCCAGCCAGCUGAAACGUCCAAAAAUCUACCUUCAGAAUCCACAAGAGCUUGAGCUAUCAAGAACUCUUCUUUACCUAAUAGAGAACCGUCCAGUCGGAACUUCUCGAACCCCAGAACACCACAGCAAUUGGGCAGAGAAAUCCACCCAAAUCCCACCACAAUUCGAUUAAUAUCCGACUUCAAUUCGAACAGAUGCCCGAGCCUCUCGUUAAUGGCUUUGCAGACCGUGUAGAACGCGCGGCAAGCUGUGGCGGGGUCGAUGUUAAAUCGGCGGGAGACGGCGGAGAAAGAGGCGGCGUGAGCUAGCCGGAGAAGGGUAGCAGCCAGAGCAAAGUUCAGAGGAAGAAGAGGAGAGAGGGAAGUGAGAGAUGGAGUGAGGAGGCGGAGGAGGAGAGUGAAAGAAGGUUUGGAGAGGUUGAAGAAAUGGGCCCACCUGGAGUCAUGGUCAUCGUCGGCGGAAGAAAGGAACCGAUCGAACCAACACGGUUGCGGCGGCGGAGGAGCAACCGGCGGUGGCGGAGGUAUUGAUUGGGGGGAGAAAGAGAGAAGAGAGAGGAGUUUAGGGAAAGAUGUUGAAGUGGAAGCUAAGAGAUUCUCGAGGGAAAGAGAUUGGGAAGGUAGGAGGUGGAGGUCGUGGCGGCGGAGGAAUGACAGUGCGCCGUGCGCGGCGGUGAUGAGCUGAGGGACGAGGUUGGAUACGUCUUCGCCGGAAUCGGGAUGGUGGAUCUGGAAAUGAGGUUCUUCCGGUUCCAAUUUCACUGAACAAAUGUUUAUUUUCUUGGAUUUGUACUUGGUUUUAGCGUUCUUUCUUCUCUUUCUCCGGGUGGUGGUGCCCGUUGUGGCUCCGCCGCCGGCGGCCAUUAAUCGGAUCUGCGAGUUGCUAGUAAGCAAGAGUGGAUCUGUUGUUCUUUGGGCCAGUUGCCUUUAUGGGCCUUCAUGCUAUUAUUAAAAUCUUUUCCAUCCUAAUUCAUAUUCCCUCCGUUCUUAAACAAAA
Molecule: messenger RNA, 3866 nt
Organism: Oldenlandia corymbosa var. corymbosa
Lineage: Eukaryota; Viridiplantae; Streptophyta; Magnoliopsida; Gentianales; Rubiaceae
Source: the annotation of a GenBank genome assembly